AUGAAUAGUGCAGGGAUCGCCGGGAUCAACAAAACCAUCGCAAUCGCCUCGAUCACCGAAUCAGGGGAUUUGACCUAUGCCAUCUACAAAUUGAAUACCUGGGUCUUGACCGAAAUGUGGUUCAUCAUCAUCUUCGGCUCCGUUCCUACGCUCCGUCCGUUCUUCAUCCGAUUCACCCAGGAUCUCAAGAGCGCCACCGGGUUCUCAUUGCGAAGUUCCGGUAAACGCUCCAAUGGUCGGGACUAUCCGGUCGAAUGCCAAGAACAACGCCAGUCGUGGGUGGAGUUGGACCAUCGGGCCUCCUGGAAUCCACAUGUCACCGCUAUCACAAGCGCAACCCAUGAUGGCGAGGAUGCUCAACGUAGAGAUGAAACGAAGAGGAACGAGCAACAGAUACUGGUUACAAAGGACACUUCCGUUGUUUCUGAGGAAUGUCAAGUGAAGGGAAGGGAAACUUGUCUCCGUACAUGA
This is a messenger RNA of Penicillium odoratum, 471 nucleotides long. RefSeq lists its product as uncharacterized. Lineage: Eukaryota; Fungi; Ascomycota; Eurotiomycetes; Eurotiales; Aspergillaceae. Bases 1 to 471 code for a protein of 156 amino acids. The record is from RefSeq and is a predicted model, not a curated record. The transcript has a single exon.